Messenger RNA from Periconia digitata, 1014 nucleotides. The record is from the annotation of a GenBank genome assembly. NCBI's taxonomy places the organism in Eukaryota, Fungi, Ascomycota, Dothideomycetes, Pleosporales, Periconiaceae.
CAUGUAAACACUUCCAUGAUACCCUAUAAGCGCACACAAUGGCAUCAUCAAAUAAGGUGCUGAGCCCGUACAACAGCCCGCUACUUGGCAUACACGCUCCCGAACUAGAGAUGAAGCGCCAAAAUUGCGCCACCUUCGGUAUAUGUUCCGUUGACAGGGCUUCCCAACGCUCCUUCCGAACUGAUGUACAAGAUGCCACGAUCCCCUUGGGUCCGUCCGAAUACCGCGCUGGUCGGUCCAGCCAACUUUUUCCAGUGCAUUUCCAUUAGGUCUAGCCACGUACAAAGUGUCGUCCUCGGCAAUAGCAAAGUCAUCUGGGAAAUCCACAAAUGAGGCAAUUGUUUCAAAAGGCCCAGUCGCCUCACCAGUGGACAAGGAGAUGGCGACACGGUGAAGAGUAGCCCGGGCAGAUGAUGUAUAGUAAAGAUAACCCCGAUGCACUUUCAAGCCAUUUACGCCGAAGGGUACAGAGGAUGUGGGUGCUUGGUCCUCGUGGUGAAGGAUAGUCGAGUACACUCCGGUGCGCAUGUCCAGUCUGACUAUAUUUCCAGCGUAGGAAUCUGCCAGAAGAACAACAUGAUCAUUGAUGGCAGCAGCACCGUUGAGAAGUUGUGCAGAUUUAAUGUCUGACAUUUUUCGUGCUUGCAUGUUUGCGUCUGUCGAAUUGCCAAGUGGAAAGUCGACUCUCCAUACGCUCGAGGAGCCAAAGGCUGGACCGGUUGCCAGUGAGUAAUUGGCCGUGAUGACUGCAAAACUGUUGGGUGCGAGUUCGGUGAUCCCAAGGACAGACUCUGCGCCAGGGAAGGUGUAUACCUUUGACGCUGUCACUGGAUUGUUGCGAGGGUGGAUGAAGUGAAGCUCGGGUCGAUUGAGCAAGCUGACUAGAAGCGAUCCAUUAUGUGUUGCUGCAAUAUUUUCCACCCAGGUCGGAUUGGAAAAUUGGUAGAUCUUUCGCAGACUUUUGUGGACUGUACAUGUCUGCAGGGAGAAGAUGGGUUUUAAUAGAACGGAGGG